AAUCAGGCUAGGCUGGCACACACCCACUACCCCCCUUCCCCGCUAAGUUGGUCCAUCAGUAGCAGGUCCCAGACUCCCCGCAGGGGCAUGUGGGCAGAGCUAGCUGCAGCCAGGUGCGCAGAGCUACAGGAGCUCUAGGGUACUCCAGGGCGCUCUGCCUUCUGCGUGCUCAGGAGCCUGGGGAAAUGCCCCACUGACUGGGGGACUAGUCAGGACAAGACCGUCGCCGCUUGGCCCUAGUCCGCUACAUCCAUGGCGCUGCCGAUCGGUCUGGUGCCCUUGUGCUGCUUGGCACUCCUAGCAUUGCCCGCUCAGAGCUGCGGGCCUGGCCGGGGUCCGGUGGGCAGGCGCCGCUACGUGCGCAAGCAGCUCGUGCCGCUGCUCUACAAGCAGUUUGUGCCCAGUAUGCCCGAGCGGACUCUGGGCGCCAGUGGGCCAGCCGAGGGGAGGGUGGCAAGGGGCUCUGAGCGCUUCCGGGAUCUGGUGCCUAACUACAACCCCGACAUCAUCUUCAAGGAUGAGGAGAACAGCGGGGCAGACCGCCUGAUGACGGAGCGCUGUAAGGAGCGGGUGAACGCGCUAGCGAUCGCCGUGAUGAACAUGUGGCCCGGAGUGCGGCUGCGCGUGACCGAGGGCUGGGACGAAGACGGCCACCACGCGCAGGAUUCCCUCCACUAUGAAGGCCGCGCCUUGGACAUCACCACGUCCGACCGCGACCGCAAUAAGUACGGGCUGUUGGCGCGCCUGGCGGUGGAAGCCGGCUUCGACUGGGUCUACUACGAGUCGCGCAACCACGUCCACGUGUCCGUCAAAGCCGAUAACUCCCUGGCUGUCCGGGCCGGCGGCUGCUUUCCGGGAAAUGCCACUGUGCGCCUGCGGAGCGGCGAGCGGAAGGGGCUGCGGGAACUGCACCGCGGAGACUGGGUGCUGGCGGCCGACGCAGCCGGCCGGGUGGUGCCCACGCCGGUGCUGCUGUUCCUGGACCGCGACUUGCAGCGGCGGGCCUCCUUUGUGGCGGUGGAGACGGAGCGGCCCCCACGCAAGCUGCUGCUCACGCCCUGGCACCUGGUGUUCGCCGCCCGCGGGCCGGCGCCCGCGCCGGGCGACUUCGCGCCGGUGUUCGCGAGGCGGCUGCGUGCGGGGGACUCGGUGCUGGCGCCCGGCGGGGACGCGCUGCGGCCGGCGCGCGUGGCGCGCGUGGCGCGGGAGGAGGCCGUGGGCGUGUUCGCGCCGCUGACGGCGCAUGGGACGCUGCUGGUCAACGACGUCCUGGCCUCGUGCUACGCGGUGCUGGAGAGUCACCAGUGGGCCCACCGCGCCUUUGCGCCUCUGCGUCUGCUGCACGCGUUGGGGGCGCUGCUUCCUGGCGGAGCCGUCCAGCCGACCGGCAUGCACUGGUACUCACGGCUCCUCUAUCGCCUGGCCGAGGAGCUGCUAGGCUGAGCCCAGGGGACACAGAAACUUCCAGGCGCCAGCCAGCAAGACUGGGGCGACGUACUGCUGAGCUCUGAGGAUGCUGAUUGGGUGGGAGGAAGACUAGAGAGAAGGAAGGGGCAGUACAGGCAUUGCCUUGGUGUAGGGCAACCUGGAGCUGCUUGAGAGAAGGUGACCCCGGCUCCUAGGUAGCUGGGCUUGAUGGUGGGCACUCCUCCACCAGGACUAUUUAGCGUCUGCUUCCCCAGGGCCUCAGCCCCACCCAUAAUUUUAAUUUUCUAUUUAUAAAUUGUAAUAUAAUGAUCUACUUGCCCAUCCUGGCAAGCUGGAGCACAGCGUUAACACUGGCUGACUAGCCGACCCAUCUGACACCUGCAUUUUCCUGCAGGGAGGCUAAUAAAAGGAAGGCUUCUAGGAGAACACCUCCAUUCCCGGCAA
Molecule: messenger RNA, 1872 nt
Organism: Echinops telfairi (small Madagascar hedgehog)
Lineage: Eukaryota; Metazoa; Chordata; Mammalia; Afrosoricida; Tenrecidae
Gene: DHH
Product: desert hedgehog signaling molecule
Exons: 3
Coding region: 253-1443 (396 amino acids)
Biological process (GO): multicellular organism development; cell fate specification; intein-mediated protein splicing
Molecular function (GO): patched binding; calcium ion binding
Source: RefSeq, a predicted model, not a curated record